Molecule: messenger RNA, 1876 nt
Organism: Saprolegnia diclina VS20
Lineage: Eukaryota; Oomycota; Saprolegniomycetes; Saprolegniales; Saprolegniaceae
Exons: 5
Coding region: 320-1792 (490 amino acids)
Molecular function (GO): ubiquitin-protein transferase activity
Source: RefSeq, a predicted model, not a curated record
CCUCACACUCGGGUUGUGCUUGCAGUAUGGAGGCGGGCAGCGUCUCGACCGCCAUCGCGCUCAUCGUGGGCUGCUGCGUCGGCGGCGGCCUCAUUAUUUACGCUGCGAUUGCCACGUACUCGCGCUGGACCCACCGCCCUUCCGACUGCGAGUGCGACCCUGAUUGUCAACGAAAAAAUUCGGACUUAUUGCGCAAAAUAGCUACAUUGCGCAUUUACAUGGCCUCAAGCGCGAAGACAUUGAAGACGAGAGCCUUGAAAAAGCCAAGUGGCUGUGCGGCGUUUGCCGUUUUGCCAAUCUCAAGCAGAACGAAUACUGCAUGCUCUGCGAGACGAAGCGCGGUAUCCUCUUGGACGUCUUUGCUACCACCACGCCGAGCCCGAUCGAGAGCUGCGUGGUUCAGUACGAUCAACUCAACAGUCUUCAGGCGGGCGCCGUAUCGCGAAAGCUCUGGACGCGGAGCCUCGACAUUGCGGGCCUUGCCUUCUGGAAAGCUAAUGACGUCGCGCUCGGGACCCAGUACGUCAUCGAGUCGGUCUACGCGUGCGAUGAGAUGAACCUCGCGAUCAACCAGCUCACGGAUGCGAGCGCCGGGAAAACGCUCCUCGGCGAGAUGCUCCCGCUGUGGUGGUUCAAGCACCUGAGAGCGCUCUCGGACCUCAAUUUCUCGCUCAAAUAUGCCUGGCUCCUCGCCCACAUUUCGUCGAUCAGCAUGAAGUACGCCCAGCUCAAGGUCUACCGCGACAAGAUCUUUGACGAGUCGCUCUACAUUCUGCUCCACAUGCAACCCGCCCAGCUCUGCACCCUCACACGCGUCACGAUGCUUGGCGAGAGCGGCGUCGACGCUGGUGGCAUCCAGCGCGAGUGGUACACUGUUCUCACAGCCGCCGUCUUCGACCCCGCCAAAGGCCUCUUUGUGCUCGCCACCGACUUCGCGUACGCUCUCAACCCGACCUCGGCGACCGCGUACGGCCCCGACCACCUCCUCUGCUACCGCGCGAUCGGCCGCCUCCUUGGCCGCGCGGUCCUCGACGGCCAAGUCCUCCCGUGCCGCCUCGCGCUUCCGCUCUUCAAAGCCAUUCUCGGCACGCCACUGAGCCUCCAAGACGUCCGGUACCUCGAUACGCAAACGUACAGCAGCCUGCAGUACCUUCUGGAGCACGACGUGUCGGAGCUCGGACUGGACUUUAGUGCGGCAAUGCCUGCGACGCUGGAGGUGGUCGACUUGGUGCCGAAUGGUCGGCAGAUCGCCGUGACCAACGACAACAAGGCGUCGUACGUCGACUGCAUGGUGCGGCAUCUGCUCUUUGACCGCGUCGCCGCGCAGCUCACGAGCCUUCUCAAAGGCGUGUACGAGGUACUACCGCAAGAACUGCUCAUGCCGUUCGACUACAAGGAGCUGGAGCUCGUGCUGUGCGGCGUCGCAGAGGUCGACGUGGCCGACUGGAAGGCGUCGACGAGCGUCUCGACGACCUUGCGGCGGUCCGAGAGUCUCAACUGGUUCUGGGACGUUCUCGAGCACGACAUGAGCCGCGACGACCGGUCGAAACUGCUGCAGUUUACAACGGGGUCGUCGCGCGUGCCGGUGCAGGGCUUUCGGGGCCUCACGAGUUACGACGGGACACUCUGUCCGUUCUCGCUCCAAGCCGUGGCGUAUUCCGUCGGUGUGUUGCCCAAGGCGCACUCGUGCUUCAACCGGCUCGACUUGCCACUGUACCCGACGCGGGCCCUCAUGCACGAGGCGCUCUUUGCGCUCGUCGAAAUCGAAAACCUCGAGUUUACCAUAGUCUAGUCGUUUAGGACUCUGUCGCUCUAUAUAAACUGAAUUGGCAUCUUGUCGAUAACGCUGGAAACCAGGCGCGUUCAUGCUGCAGUC